Gallus gallus (chicken) is the source of this 10067-nucleotide messenger RNA. It is a transcript of the gene ATXN2, whose product is annotated as ataxin 2. Gene Ontology annotation, cellular component: cytoplasmic stress granule. Gene Ontology annotation, biological process: cytoplasmic stress granule assembly. The record is from RefSeq and is a predicted model, not a curated record. NCBI's taxonomy places the organism in Eukaryota, Metazoa, Chordata, Aves, Galliformes, Phasianidae. Bases 5323 to 8571 code for a protein of 1082 amino acids. Gene Ontology annotation, molecular function: RNA binding. The transcript has 24 exons.
CGGCGCUGAGGAGACGCUGUGGUGCUGAGGCGGCGGCCGCGGGGCUCCCCGCGCGCCCUCCCAGGGGCGCUCCCGCCGCCCCCUCACAGCGCCCCUCAGAGCGCGGCGUCGCGGCCCUGUGCCCCCCCUCACCCCCGGGCUUUAUGUUUUAUCCCCCAUCGCGCUUUUUUAAUCACCUAUCGCCCCCUCCCCCCCCCAUCGCGCUUUUUCUACUGCCGAUCACCCCUCCCCGCGCCGCCUCGGGGCGGAUCGCGGCCUUUGGGUGCGGGGAUCCUCGCACAGAAAACACCAUUUUGGGGUCUUGUCUGUUUUUCCCAUUUUCUAUGCAUCCCGGCGAUCCGAGCGGGAUGAGAGCAGAUCUGAAGGUCAUGGUCACUCGGAGCAGUCUCAUUUGGGGCUGUGUUCCGCUUGCCUUCCCGCUCGCCUUGUAUUUUUACCCAGUUUUGUGCGUUUGGCAAUAAAAGAGUCCACGGCAGUCUCAUUGUUACACGACCCUGAAAACCCAGCAGUACAUCAUUACCCAUCUGUGGGACCAGAGCAGCGUUGGGAGGGUGGGAAACAGCAAAAAGAGCCCAAAUAACCCAAAGAAACCCCAAUACCAGUAGUGCCCAGCACCCGGUGCCAUGAUUUCAUGGCUCCCGCGCGUGGCAUUGCGUUGGCCAUGAUGUUGGCUGUGCCUCACUGACAGACAGCGGCACCGUGGAGGUUAACGUGAAGGACAACAAAACCUACAGCUUUUUGGAAGAUUUUUUUGUUGGAAGGUUCAGUGCUAUUGCAAGCGUUGGGCUCCUUAGGUGAAGAGCUGAGAGCUUUGAUUCCUUUGUCAAGCUCUAAAAUCACGACCGUUGGGUUUCUCCUAUCAGCUUCGUUGGAUGGAUUCCAUUUCAGAACUUGGGAAGUUGUAGCGGGGCUGCUGGACGACCAAUGUGUUCCCAAUCUCUCCUUUUUUAAAAAAAAUAAUUCUUCAAUGUAAUUCUGAGUGGUGUUUCAGUAAGAUCACAGCACUCGUUUUGAUGGGUCCCCAUAGGAUACCUUCAGAGAACUUUUCCCAAUGCUUUCAUAGGGAGAUACCAAGUCUUUUUUGGACAGCAAGUUUAAAGAUGAUUCACGUUGCAAAUUUUGUCCUGUAAAUUAAAAGCGAAGUAGCUUUUCUGUUUGAAAAAAAAAAAAACACAUUGAUUUUAGCUGGCCUGCAUCUUGGUUUCAAUUGGAAGUGUUGUGUUGAACAUCCCCCAUUUUUUGCAAAGCUUUCUUCAUAGUGUGUGCUUGCAACUUAUUUCUCUGCAGCACUAGCAUUCCUAGUUUUAUUUUUCUUGUGACAUGCAAGAAAAGGUUACAUUUCAUGGCUAAGUUUUUCAUAAAAUAUGAGUAGACUCAAAUCUACUCGAAUUUGAGUAGAAAGUUGUUUGAUAGUCAACAGUUGUGGGCUCAAUUUCUGUGUCCUUAUUACUGUAACACUUAAUGGAAUGAGUAGCUGGUCCUUCCUUAUCUGGUAGUGAGAGGAGGGGGUCAACUCUGUGCGUCUCCAUGGUCUUUAAAUGAAAUUUUAAUAAGAUAUCCAUCGUAAUAGUCUUGUAAAGUAUUUUGUAAUAGGAAAGGUAAGAUCUUGUGUGAAAGAUGAGGACAUCCCAGUGUUUGCUUUCCAUUGCUGUUCCUUCCCCUUUUACCCUGGGGAAGAAAAUCACAAAAGAAGUUUUCCUUAAAGGUGUCUAAAAAUUAGCAAGAAGGGUUAAUGAAUGUUUAUGAAAUGGGUGCUAAAUGAAAUUCUACGUUUAUUUGGUGGCGGCUGUUUGUAGUAUGGGACAGGUGGGAAGUAGGGUUGUGGAGGCAAGGGGAUGCCAAUAGCGUGUUAAGCUGUAACUGCAGAAAAUGUAGACCUUGUGUGAACCUGCUCUGCCAUGCUCCUCAAGAUCUUAACUAUUAUAAAUUGCUGGUUUGUUAGUUCAGUUUUUUCCCCAAUACAGCCCUAACAAGGUUAGCAAUUCUAUGAUUAGAAAAUGCAUCUGUAUCAGCUUUCCUUCAGACACUGCAACUAUUUUUAUCGUUUUCUUUUUCCCAUUGGGGUUUUGGCUGAAGGCAAACCACCUCAGACUCUGGUUUUGGAGGAUUACAUCUCUGGUUACAAUUGUGGCAAAAGAUCCUUUUUGUUUGGGAACUUUCUUGCCAAAAUGGACCUGCCCUAUAAGAAAUAGUCUGUUGCUGCUUUUAUAAAUUGCUUUAACCAUUAAGAAGUUUAAACUGAAAUUAUCCCAUGUUAUGUAGCUUGCUUUUGAGACUUAAUGCUUUUCGCCUUCUCUUAUUUUCCUUUUUCUUGACAGCCUUUGUUACUAACCUCAUGAAAGGGUGAAGGACGGGGUAGAAGGGAGGUGUCCAUUCUGUUCUGUAGAAGUAAUUGGGAAUAUUGAGCACCGAGGUGCUCUGAAAUAAUACAAGGGACUGUUCUGGAGGUUUGUUCAUACAUCAGUCAGAGGUUUUCUAGUUCAUUCUGAUGUCUUUGUGUUGGGUUUAGAGCAGCUGUGCUAAACUGCUGAGCAAAAUGAAUGGGUAACCUGCAGGUCUCUUUCCUUAGAGCAGUUAAUGUGUUUCAGAGUGAUCCCCCAUACCUGCUUUUGAGUAAGUUUUAAUGUGUUGGCUGAUUCAUGGCAACGUACGUGAAGGUUCCUCAGUGCCUACAUCCAUCAGUGGGCCGUGCCUGCAUGCUUGGCUCAGGUGUCCCUAUCUGAUGGGGUGCUGCAGAACUUGUCCUCUUGUAAGAAGGCAAGAGUUGAUGUGAUUAAUGUCAGCACUGGGAAAAACUACUGAAAGCAGCACUGCAGCACUAUUUGCAUGGUCUUAAUUUGACAGCUUUGGUCCAUUUGAUUCCUAUAUAACCAAUUGCUAUUCUUAAAUGAGGUCUGAACUUUGUACUUCUAAAUUCUUCCUUAGAAGAAAGCUUUAUCAGCUCUCUGUGCUUAUUAUGAAAGUUCUUCAGAGUAUCCUUGAAUUGUUUUCAAAGCUGUGGUGAUGCAGUCAGUGCUCCAGAAACAUCCAUUCGCUCUAUUAAGUCCAGCGAGCUUUGUAGUUGCAUUUCUGCAGCAGACAUUAAUUGCAGCGUGGCUGCAUCUGUUUCUUGUUUCUUGGUCUCAAAGUGAAGAUGCUCUUGGAAAGAACUUCACAUCCUGGAGUGACUUGCCUUCCUUGCAUUAGUUUUCACUUAACUGUAAAAACAUAAAUGCAUGACCUUGUUUUGCUUACACGAAUGCUCUACUUGGCGUGUAAACAUCAGGAGGGGAGGUGUGGGAUGUUGAGGAAUAGGAUAGCAAAUGUUCAGAAAAAUAGAAAAAAUUUGUAAAUUGCUUCUGGGUUAAGAUGUUUAUUGUGCAGCAUUUAGGUUGAAGCUCUCGUAUAGACUUUCACUCUUAAAGCACAAGCACUAACCUGCAGUGAGUUGGCUACUGAGAUUAAGUACUUGGUCGAGUUACUUCGUUUGGUGCAGCAGUUUCUGACUGUGUGACUUUCCUACCCUGCAGCACUGGAAUGGGGUUGCAAGUUUGAUUUGCUGAGUUGCUGUGCCUUCUCCAAGGCCGACAUUCAACCACAUCUCUGCAAUACAAAAUGUAUCUUUAAUUCACCAUGUGGAUGUAGGUAGCACUGCAGGAUUGCUGGUCACCCUUCUCAUUUCUCCCGCUCCUGUUUUGCAUUGUGAUGAACUGCUUCUGGCAAAGACCAUCUGCCUUCUGCUUUUGUAAAGGUCCUAGCUUAUUUUUCAUAUAGUUCAUUAAAGAUGUGUCAAAGGGUGGUCUGAGCUUGAGUCUUCACCUGUUGGGAUACGGACCUCAAAUCAAUGAUCUUGGUUUUAGCAGAAUUUGCAUAUGGUUUUGAGUGAACAUUGGCUGAUUUGUUUAAAAUGGUGAUGAAUGUCUUGCUUGAGGAGACUGUUGAACAGUUGUAGCUAGAAGAAGAGGUUAGGCCUGUAAAGAGGUAUGCCUGGUUGGAGCAGGGCUAGAAGCUCCACAUUUGUCCUUUCUCUUGCUCUGAUGCAGAAGCUGCAGCCUUUUGCUGGUGUGGAUGCGCACGGUCAGAUGGCUUCUCGGAGGUGUGUGAUGGGAAUGGUAAUUGGGGAAGUGUAGGAGUUGGAAAAUCCAGGAUGCUUCAGGUUGAAUGCUUAAACAGAAUGCUCUGAACUUGCUGACCGGUCCAGGAACCCAGUUAGUUAAAUUGUAAGGAUGCGUGUCGCUAGCAGUGGGAGUGCAGCAAAGGCACCACAGUCUCGCUUCUGGCCCUUUCUGUAACCAAUGCAGAAAGGGAUGUCUUCUGAAUUCUUGAGACCAACAGAGGGAACUGAUGGAAUUGUUCGGACUUCCUCCAUCUUCUCUGCAAGGCAGUUUUGUUGUGACAUUGGAUUGUGAUAAGAGGAGGAAUCAGAGCUGAAUCUGACCCUUUUAUUGGGGCAUUUUGCAUCUGGUGGAAUGGCAUCCUGAAAGAAGAGAGUUGUUCAUCUGAAAAUGUUGCUAAAACUCUGUUGCAGGCUCCAGCACUGCGUUGCAGGCAGCCAUUUGACAAAUGGCAGCCUUACUCAAUGGUAAGACUUGCUAGUCGCCAGGGCGAGCCAAAAAUUGUGACUCUUGUCUUCUGGAAAACCAAGGCUUAUAGGUAAUUAAAUAAGGGCUAUUUGCUUUAGAAAUUUUUUUGUGUGUAUGAGAUUAGAACUCUGCAAAUAUCUUGAAAAUGCCAGCCUGGCAUCUGAAGUUUCCAUUUAUUACCAAUCAGCAAAUGUCAUCGGUGAGAGCAGUGCUGUACAGGACAGCACAUCGGGCUCAGAAACUCAGGUGAAAGGUCAGUGGAUCUUCAUUUUUUCCUUGCUAAGGACUUUCCUGCUCCUCUGAUGGACUUGCUGAUUUCUGCAGAAUUUGUGCUCGUGAGAAGACCCUUUAAUUCCUUGACCAGCUCAAUGAGUCCUGCUCACAAGGGCAUGGUUUGGAGCACAGCUGCCUUCAACCGCAGCACAGUGUUUUCAGAAGCAAUUGAACACAUUUGAUGUUUAGGGUUCAGGAUUGUUUUGUCUGUUUUGAAACAUGAACGUGGUUCUUUGGGUCUCUAAUCAAAUGGAUGUGCAUCUGUAAGAUGAGUCAGUUUCAAAAGUUGAUUUUUUCUUAAAUAAAAUUGAAGACUUCAUUUUGCCUUACUCUCAUUGGGUGCACUCUUUAAGUCAUCAUAGUGAUACAAAUCUCACUCAUCACGAGAAGGAUUUGAAAGUGGGGAUUCCUAUUGUGAUGCAAACCUCAGUCACUACGAAGAAGUAGUUGGAACUAGAGCUGCUGCUUAUACAGAGGGAGCUUGGACAUGAGGACACGAAGCACACCAGCCAGGCUGAGAGGUCGCAGCAGUGGCAAAGGACCGCCUCAGCCCACAAUUUCUUUUGAUGGCAUCUAUGCAAACAUGAGAAUGGUUCACAUACUUACAUCAGUUGUUGGAUCCAAAUGUGAAGUACAGGUGAAAAAUGGUGGUAUAUAUGAAGGAGUUUUUAAAACCUACAGUCCUAAGUGUGAUUUAGUGCUUGAUGCUGCUCAUCGGAAAACUGCAGAAUCCAGUUUGGGGCCAAAACGCGAAGACAUACUAGAAAGUAUUUUAUUCAAGUCUUCAGAUUUUGUUAUGGUGCAUUUUAAGGAUAUGGAUACCAAUUACGCAAGAAGAGAUGCUUUUACUGAUUCAGCCAUCAGUGCUAAAGUAAAUGGUGAGCACAAAGAAAAGGAUCUUGAGCCGUGGGAUGGAGGAGAGACCAGCGCUACUGAGGAGCUUGAGGCACUGGAGACAGAUGUUUCUAAUGGAUGGGAUCCCAAUGACAUGUUUCGUUACAAUGAAGAAAAUUAUGGUGUAAUAUCAACAUAUGACAGCAGUUUAUCUUCUUAUACGGUGCCAUUAGAAAGAGAUAAUUCAGAAGAGUUUUUGAAACGGGAAGCCAGAGCAACUCAAUUAGCAGAGGAAAUUGAAUCAAGUGCCCAAUACAAAGCUCGGGUUGCCUUGGAAAAUGAUGAAAGAACAGAAGAAGAAAAAUACACUGCUGUUCAGAGAAAUGCUAACGAGCGAGAAGGUCAUGGUGUGAACACUAGGGAAAGUAAAUACGUUCCACCUGGCGGGAGAAACAGGGAUGUCCUGUCCUGGGGAAGUGGAAGACAAAAUUCACCAAGGAUGGGCCAGUCUGGAUCAGGCCCACCAAUUUCAAGGUCUGGAUCCCACACUUCAGAUUUCAGUCCUAACUCUGGAGCAGAUCAAAGAGUAGUUAACGGAGGUGUUCCCUGGCCAUCGCCUUGCCCAUCUCCUUCCUCUCGCCCACCUUCUCGCUACCAGUCAGGUCCCAACUCUCUUCCACCUCGGGCAGCCACCCCUACACGGCCGCCCUCCAGGCCCCCCUCGCGGCCCUCCAGGCCCCCGUCUCACCCCUCUGCUCAUGGUUCUCCAGCUCCUGUCUCUACUAUGCCUAAACGCAUGUCUUCAGAAGGGCCUCCACGGAUGUCUCCUAAGGCACAACGGCACCCUCGAGGUCACAGAGUCUCUACUGGUAGGGGUACAAUUUCAAGUGGCUUAGAAUUUGUAUCUCAUAAUGCACCAGGGGAAGCAUCUACUACUGCAGUGGCACGAGGCAGCCCUUCAGGUGGGACGUGGUCAUCAGUUGUCAGUGGGGUUCCAAGAUUAUCCCCUAAAACACACAGGCCUAGGUCUCCAAGGCAGAGCAGCACUCCUGCAGGACCAGCUCUGCCUUCUCCUCAGCCUGGUACUAUUCCCACUGAAUCUGUUGCCAUGCCUGUUCCAGCUGCCUCUCCGACACCUGCCAGCCCUGCAUCCAACAGAGCAGUUACCCCUUCCAAUGAAGCUAAAGAUACCAGGCUUCAGGACCAGAGGCAAAAUUCUGCAGCUGGAAACAAGGAGAAUAUAAAGCCAAGUGAGACUUCUCCUAGUUUUCCUAAACCUGAAAGCAAAGGUGUAUCUCCAAUUGUUUCAGAACAUAGAAAACAGAUUGAUGAUUUAAAGAAAUUUAAGAAUGACUUUAGGUUACAGUCAAGUUCCUCUUCAGAUGCAGUGGAUCAGCUGCUAAACAAAACCCGAGAAGGUGAAAAAUCGAGAGAUGUAGUUAAAGAAAAGACAGAACCAGCCCCUAAAGAACCUAUCAUAGAAACUGGCAGUAAUACUAACUCUAACGGUGGCAGUAGCAAACCCAAUAGUCCAAGUAUUUCUCCAUCAAUAAGUAAUAGCUCUGAGCAAAAGCGAGGGCCUGAGGUAACUUCACAAGGUGUACAGACAUCUGGGCCUGGAAGCAAACAAGAUAAAGAGGAUAAAGAGGAGAAGAAGGAUACUUCUGAGCAAGUUAGAAAAUCAACACUUAAUCCUAAUGCAAAAGAAUUCAACCCUCGAUCUUUUGCUCAGCCGAAGCCUUCUACUACACCAACCUCCCCUCGCCCACAAGCUCAACCAAGCCCUUCCAUGGUGGGCCAUCAGCAGCCAACUCCAGUGUACACUCAGCCUGUUUGUUUUGCACCAAAUAUGAUGUACCCAGUUCCAGUGAGUCCUGGCGUGCAGCCUUUGUAUCCUAUACCCAUGACGCCCAUGCCAGUGAACCAAGCCAAGACAUAUAGAGCAGGUAAAGUACCAAAUAUGCCCCAGCAGCGGCAAGACCAACAUCAUCAGAGCACCAUGAUGCACCCUGCCUCAGCAGCAGGCCCUCCAAUUGUAGCUACACCACCUGCUUAUUCAACACAGUAUGUUGCAUAUAGUCCCCAGCAGUUUCCUAAUCAGCCUCUUGUGCAGCAUGUGCCACACUACCAGUCUCAGCAUCCUCAUGUUUAUAGCCCUGUAAUACAGGGCAACGCUAGAAUGAUGGCACCACCAACUCAUGCACAGCCUGGUUUAGUAUCUUCUUCUGCAACACAGUAUGGUGCGCAUGAACAGACGCAUGCUAUGUAUGCAUGUCCCAAAAUACCAUACAGCAAGGAGACAGGCCCUUCUUUCUACUUUGCCAUUUCCACUGGCUCACUUGCUCAGCAGUAUGCCCACCCUAAUGCUACCCUGCAUCCGCACCCUCCGCAUCCUCAGCCUUCGGCUACGCCAACUGGCCAGCAGCAAAGCCAACAUGCUGGAAGCCACCCUGCUCCUAGCCCCGUGCAGCAUCAUCAGCACCAGGCUGCUCAGGCACUCCACCUGGCAAACCCACAACAGCAGUCGGCAAUUUACCACGCAGGUCUAGCUCCAACCCCACCUUCCAUGACGCCAGGCUCCAAUACGCAGUCUCCACAAAAUAGUUUUCCUACAGCACAACAAACAGUCUUCACCAUUCAUCCCUCCCAUGUUCAACCUGCAUAUACCAAUCCGCCACACAUGGCCCAUGUCCCCCAGGCUCAUGUACAGUCAGGAAUGGUUCCUUCUCACCCAACUGCCCAUGCUCCAAUGAUGCUAAUGACGACACAGCCACCUGGUGGUCCCCAAGCCGCCAUCGCUCAAAGUGCACUACAGCCCAUUCCAGUCUCGACAACAACACAUUUCCCCUAUAUGACGCACCCUUCAGGUGAGGAGUGUGUGCCCGGGAGACCUGCACCGUAACUGAGCCAGGUCACAGUAGCGAGGAGAACUGUUACGAACCAGAUUUGGGGAAAAGAAUAACAAAAAAAAAGAAAAAAGAAAAGAAAAAGAAAAAAAAACAACAAAAAAAAACAAAUGGAAGAUGUCCUUUUAGAUGGCAGGCUGCUGAUGGCAAACUAUUUGUGCAUUUAGUGUUUGUACUUUGCCAGCCCAAAUGCAAGCCUAGCUAAGCAUGCCGGAUUUAGCUAAUGUAGCAAAGACCUUGUUUCUGUGUAGCUGAAGUACAGAACUGGAUAACUGUGCAGACACUGACACGGUGGGGCUGUGUUCUUCCAGGUAUUGCCAUGGUUUUGCUGUGGGGAAUGGACUGUCUGCGUAGCCUGCUCAUAAUGAUCCGGGGGGUUGUUAAAUUUAAAGCGAUCGGUGCCAAGGACAGGAGUGACAAUGUUGCUUGGGGGUAGUGCUGUUAGACUUCUACUGACCGAAGUAAAGUGACAAUUGAAGUCUAUUCUUUAAUUCAGAGUAAUAUUCUGCAGCUUUACUUUUGGGGAAAAGUAGGUGCUAUGUGACUUCUUUCCGCUUUAAAGUUACUUAGGUGUCUUUAUCAUUAUUUGUUUCCAAACAGCCUCUGAUGUUAUGUCUUGGGGAAUGUAUGAGCAGAACAAGCUGCUUUGUGAGGGUUUAGGGAGGAGAGAAACAUCCAAAGGACAUCUUGAUAUGCAGGGUAUUGUUUUGUUCUUUAAAAAGAAAAGAAAAGAAAAAAAAAAAAAAGAAAAAAAAAAGUUGAGCUCAGUAGUUGUCCUGUGACCACUUUACUAGCAAACUGUUGUGUGGCUUGCCAAUCUAUUAUUUACAUUUGAACUUUUUUUUUACAGUACAAGCCCACCACCAACAGCAGUUGUAAGGCUCAUCUGGAAUAACUGAAAGGCUGGAUACCUUUUGUAGGCCAAAUACCCUCCUUCUACUGCUUCUGCCAACUGGAAGCACAGAAAACUAGAAUUUCAUUUUAUUUUGUUUAAAAAAAAAAAUUGAUUUCUUGUAACAUCCACUAGGAAUGCUAACAGUUCAUCUUGCAGUGGGAGAGAUUCGGACUGAGUAGAGGCAUUUAGGAACUUGUGGGCUAUUCCAUAAUUCCAUGCACUGUAUCUGAGUCCUGCAAGUGCCCCAACUCUGCUUGCUGAAAACUGGAAGUUAUUUAUUUUUUAAUGACCCUUCAAAGUUAUGAACUCAUCAGCUAGCAAAAGAAGUAACAAGAGUGAUUCUUGCUGCUAUUAUCACUAAAAAUCAAGACUUGGAGAUCCCUUUUACUUCUAACUAAACUUGAAACAGGUUCAGUAAAAAAAAAAAAUUCUAAUCGUCAAACUGAUGAAUUAUUAUUUAUAAAUCACGUUUGAUGAGAUGAUCACUAUCGUGAGACAGUGAUGUAACUUUUAAGUUAAGAAAACUUUUACUUUGUAGAUAAUAUAAAAUAAAAACUAAAAAAAAAAUUAAAAAAUAAAAAAAGUUUUAAAAACUGA